This is a messenger RNA of Uloborus diversus, 1072 nucleotides long. RefSeq names its product SPARC-related modular calcium-binding protein 1-like. Gene Ontology annotation, biological process: cell-matrix adhesion. The coding region runs from base 2 to 1057 and encodes 351 amino acids. Lineage: Eukaryota; Metazoa; Arthropoda; Arachnida; Araneae; Uloboridae. The transcript has 9 exons. The record is from RefSeq and is a predicted model, not a curated record. Gene Ontology annotation, cellular component: basement membrane.
AAUGUCAACCAAAAAAGCGAAUGUUUUAUAUUUUUCAAUAAUAAUGAUGCUUUAUUUCAAGAUAGUAUAUUCUCAACACCGUUUUGGAUGUGAAAAAGAUUUUUGUGAACAGCUGCUGGAAAAAGAACCAUGCAAAGAGCUAGAAUGUAAAAAUGGAAGGAUAUUAAAAAAUGCUACUACAUGUGGCUGCUGCGAUUUGUGUGUACAGCAACUGGCAGAAGGAGAAAAAUGCAAAAAUCGAGUAAUAGGAGUCAUUCCCGACGAAGAAUGUGGUACUGGAUUAAUAUGCGAUCAAAACGAAAAGAUUUGUGUUCCAACAAAAUGCUUACUCCAAGAAAGAGAAUACGAAUCCGUUGCUGCUGCUUCAGGGGCAAAUGUGUUUAUGACGCCAAAACCUGAAUGCGAUCACUUUGGAUUCUACAAGCCGGUAGCUUGCAUUCCUGGUGCUCUAUGCUUCUGUGUGAACAAGUAUGGUGAAAGAAUAUUUGGAAUGGACUCGGCUAAAAAUGAAAAAGACAUGAACUGUGAAUGCAGCAGAGACUUCAACGAAUUUCCGAGACAAGUACGCAGUGGGGAUUUCCUACGAUGUCUUCCUAAUGGCAAUUAUGCUCCACUUCAAUGCACAGAAAAGUGGUGCUAUUGCACGGACGGGCCUUUUGACGAUAAAGUACCUUUCGACACAGACAUCAAGGACCUGUUUUGCUGCUCAGGUCAAUGGAAAAACAACAAUAUGCUGCAAAGCAAGUGCCAAAAAGAAAGAGCAUUUAUUUCACAGCAAAAAGAAAAUUAUGAAGCCAAAGGCAUCACAACUAUUGGUGUAGAUCUUCCAGAGUGCGAUUUAGAUGGAAGUUAUGCUCCACUCCAAUGCAAGAAAGGCAGUUGCUACUGUGUAAAUCAAAAUGGUGUGAUUUAUAAUGAAGAUUUGGAAACAUUAACUGACGUCGAGAGUAUGAGGAAAUCAUGUAGUUGUUUACGAGAAAAAGAACUAAUACUUGCAGAAAAGAUGAAUGUAGAUAUACAAACCUAUAAAUGUUCUUUUCAUGGAUAUAAAAGUUAGUUAUUGUAUAAAGUU